Verticillium dahliae VdLs.17 is the source of this 2721-nucleotide messenger RNA. RefSeq lists its product as uncharacterized. Lineage: Eukaryota; Fungi; Ascomycota; Sordariomycetes; Glomerellales; Plectosphaerellaceae. The transcript has a single exon. The record is from RefSeq and is a predicted model, not a curated record. The coding region runs from base 1 to 2721 and encodes 906 amino acids.
AUGGACGAUGAUGCAUUUGGCAUCCGGCACAAUCAACCGGCAGCGAUACACAUGACGCCCAUCUCGCAGAGGAGCUCGGUUCAGCGGAAGCCAGUCGGCUCCGGCUCACGGACAUGGUCUUUUUCGGUCUCGGGAACAUCUGCGACCUUCUCACCGGGUGUCCCUGGACAGGUAUCACGGCACGAACGACGGGUCAGCUCGCCCCUCGCGCCCAAUCCGCGAACCUCUGCGACAGGGACAGGCAUCGUGUCACCUCAGUCGACGAUUGACGAGACAUCGGCCUUCAGUAAUUACUUUGCCUCGAAUCUGCCAGCCGCUCACCGCCCGCAGCCUUCACCGAUACAAGUUGAACAUGACUUCACAUAUUCCAAUUACCAGAGCUAUUACGAGCCGUCCACGGCGAACACCACCCCGGGCUACCAUUCGUCUUCAGCCCUUCUCCUCAACAAGAAUCGUACACCGGGCGAGGAACCUGUCGGCAAGCCAUUGGCAUCAUCCACGGUGAAUCAGGUUUCCUCUACUGACCAGCAACGACGCGAUCAACCACCUGCGCCGCCGUCUGCAGGCUCCGGGCCACUCGGUGAUGAUGCCAGCCCACCUCCCUACAGGUUCAGCUACUGGCGUCCUUCGUACAACAUGUACUUCUUUCUCUGGCUAGGCAUAUGCGCCGCAAUGGGCCACCACUUCUUCUACAACUCGCUCGAUGGCCGCAUUGCCGACAACCACAUCCGUAUGUUGCGCUACGGUACGGCCCUGUCCUUUGUUGCCAAGGCCUCACUGGCCGCGUCCGUCGUCCUCGCGUUUAAGCAGCGCGUGUGGUUGACGGUGCGCCGAAAAGCCAUGACGCUGAGCGCCGUCGACUCGCUCUUCGCCGCCGCCGACGAUCUUUCGGCCAUCUUCAACGCCGAGAUCUUUCGCCAGGCCAGGGUCGCCAUCAUCCUGGCCAUCUACGUCUGGUGCACGCCGCUCGUCGUCAUUCUGACCUCGGAGACGCUAGCCGUGCGUAACGAGCUUGCCGUCGAGAAUGUCACCUGCCCCGCCGUGCGCACGCUCAACUUUGCCGCCGAGGAGACAAACGAGUGGCGCGAGGCGAAGCGCGUCGACAAGCUGAUUUCGCUGUCCGUCAGCCUGUGGAACACGACACGUGGCGCCCUCGACGAAGAUGGUAACGAAUUCGAAGGCUGGUACGACUACUUCACCAGUCCGAGCUGGCAGUUUGAACAGGUGGCCACGCUGGCUGCCCUUUCAAAGACGCCGGUUGCGAGGGUCGGUGCCGCCGAGGAGAUAUGCGGCACGGGUUGGAAUUGUACCUACACCGUUCAGUUCACGGGUCCGGGAUACAAGUGCACCGAGCUGGCCUCGGGAGUCGGCUCGAAGCCGAAGAAGCUGGGCAACGCGACGGCGCCUUUCGGGACGGAGAUACUGGCUCCAGAGGGGAACCAGACAUACGUUGCCCAGGCCUUCCUGGGGCACUACUCGGAGACGCAGAUGGAAGAUGUCUGGCCCGGUGGCAUACCGACUACGCCGGCGCCCUUUCCGAAGCACCUCGGCGCUCUUCGCACGGAGCCCAUUCUUUGGAUCGGGUACUCUGAGGUCGACGAUCCCGCUGAGCUGCAACCUGACAACCGGAGUGACCCGAAAUGGGACCAGGUCUACACGCCCAAGAUCUUCGGAUGCGAGCACUACGAGACGAAAUACGAAGUUCUCUUCAACUACACGGGUCUCCUGCAGCACACAAACGUCACGCGCCGCGAGUUUCUCCAUCCCGUCGUCGACACGACGUUUCUCCCCGACGAGCCGGCCAACGACGGCACCAUGGACAACACGACAGCCGUGCCCGAGUCAAACUAUAUCCUGCCGUCCGACACACGCCGCUACCGCCGCGCCAUGGCCUACCACUCGAUCGGCAUGCAACUGCGCACCUUCAUCAACGGCUCCAUCACCGAGCCCGGCAAGAUUGCCAACACGCGCGCCCUCCAGACACGCCUCCUCGAUCCGACAAACUGGCUCGGCGUCCGCGACAUGCAGGGCGCCGUGCGGGGCUUCUACGAAGACAUGCUGCUCUCCAUGCUGUCGAACCCGCAGUUCCUCGCCGUGGCGUGGGCUGCCGCGCCCGAGGUCGUCAGUGGCGUGAGUGCCGGCGGCGAGAAUACCAAGUUCCCCUGCACGCGAUCGCGCAACGACAACCGGUAUCGAUACGUGGCGUGGGAGCUGUGGGCCGUGUACGCGGCCGCCAUCGCGCUGGCUAUCGUUGGCGUCGGGUUUGGCACGGUGGCCAUCUGGGAAGAAGGCUUGUGGCGGAACACGCGAUUCAGCAGCAUCGUGGCCGCGACGCGGGGGCCUUGGCUUGAGAAGGUGCCGUGGACGGGAGACGGGCCGGUCGAGGGCGAGGCCAAGCGCGUCAAGGUUGGGUACGGGCUUGUGUCGCCGAGUAGGGGCGAAGACGGAGUUGCGGAGGAUGAGGGGCGCUUCGAAGGACGUCCCAUGAGUCGUACGUGGGAUGCGGGUGAUGUUGUGUCGCCGAGAGGCCCGAACAGAGUUUCCACGGUUGGAGGCAGAGGGGACGGCAGUGCGCGCGAUAGGUUCGCCUUUGGACUCGAAGGGGACGUCAGGCAGGACAGGGGCGUCGAGCGGGAGGCCGAGGAGGGCGGUGGUGGGAGCCUCGGCCGGAGCCCAAAGUUGCCAUUUAGACGGACAUGGCAGCGGGUGGAUCAAGCAUGA